CUCCCUUAAACUGACGCAACAAAAACAUAUGUUCAUCUCACAUGUGCUGAGCUUUUGUCCGGUUUUUAUAAGAACUUUUAUUUGUUUUAUUUGCAUUAAUCAACAAUUGUCAACUUAUUGAUGGGUGUUCAGUGUAUUGAUAAGAUUUUUCUCAAUGGUCUCACCUGCAAACUUGAUCUUGUUGAAAAAUUUAAAUCUCACAAGAUUGGGAAUUGUAAAUUUAGUACCAUUCUGAAUACAACUUGUUCUGAGUUGUUGAAUAGUGCUUCAACUGUAUCCGAGUCGCAUGAACAUGGCGAUGGUAAUAAACAAAUCGGACUCAAUUCGCCUAGUGAUUUGACACCAGGAGUUUAUGAAGGGGGUUUCAAAGUUUGGGAGUGUUCAAGGGACAUGAUUGAGUUCAUUGAAAAUGAAUUAAAAUUAACUGGACCAGUCGACUGUUUAGAUCUUGGUUGUGGAAGCGGGAUUGUUGGUAUUUACUUACUUAAAUUAACUGGUAGUAAUGUUGAUUUUCAAGAUUUCAAUCAUAACGUCUUAAAAUAUUAUACUUUACCCAAUAUUUUGAUUAAUCUUAAAGAAAAUAAUGAAAGUUUCAAUGAAAUUUGGAACAAAGCUCAUGGACGGAUUAAACUAAUUUCUGGUGACUGGUCAAACUUUCCAAAUGAUAAAAAAUAUGACCAUAUUUUCAGCUGUGAAACCAUCUAUAAUACGGAUAAUUACAGCAAAUUAACUGAUAUUUUACUAAAUUGUUUAUCCCCAAAUGGUGCCGCCUACUUUGCAGCAAAAAGUUAUUAUUUUGGUGUUGGUGGAGGAACCCAAGAAUUUCAAGAUUUCAUAAAAGAUUUACCUUCUCGACCGUUGAUUUGUGAACAAAUUAAAGUGAUUGAAGAUUGUGUUGAGAGAAAUAUUAUAAAAAUAACUCACAAUAGCUCAUAAAAAAUUUUCCAGCCCAAAAUCAUCUGAUUUAUAUGCUCAAUUGACAAUGCCAACUGGUAUACAGUUGUAUCAAGCAACGAUUAUCACUUAAAAGUUGUUUACUGAAUUGUCCAUUGGUUCCAUGGUAAACAACCUAGAAAUUUAGUUGCGUAUUAUUCCCAUGACAUGAUGUGACUUGGAACUUUCCAUACGGUUCUAAAAUUAACUCUCUUUUAUUUGUGUCCCUGAUGAAAAAAUUCAUAAAAAGACCAUUUAUCUUUCAAUCUCGUUA
Tetranychus urticae (two-spotted spider mite) is the source of this 1207-nucleotide messenger RNA. Its product is annotated as histidine protein methyltransferase 1 homolog. NCBI's taxonomy places the organism in Eukaryota, Metazoa, Arthropoda, Arachnida, Trombidiformes, Tetranychidae. The record is from RefSeq and is a predicted model, not a curated record. Gene Ontology annotation, molecular function: protein-L-histidine N-tele-methyltransferase activity. Gene Ontology annotation, biological process: peptidyl-histidine methylation, to form tele-methylhistidine. Gene Ontology annotation, cellular component: nucleus.